Messenger RNA from Arachis ipaensis, 1264 nucleotides. RefSeq lists its product as uncharacterized. The record is from RefSeq and is a predicted model, not a curated record. NCBI's taxonomy places the organism in Eukaryota, Viridiplantae, Streptophyta, Magnoliopsida, Fabales, Fabaceae.
CAAUUCACUUCAGAGCCCGACUCCCUUAGUGUCCGACCCUAACACUAAUGUCAUCUUCGUCGCAUUGCUCUCUGUUCGAGCUUGUUGUUGCCGCCGGAACCUCCCUUACCAUGCCGACCUGUUGCAUGGAUCUGAAGCCUGAAGCAUCCUUCCCCGUUGGUAUCCUCAGUUCCUCUCUGCAAUGUGACAUUCUGAGAUCUCCGCAAACACCGUUCUCCUCUCCAGCCCGGUACUGACGCCACUGAUGAUGGAUCCGCCUUGGAGCUUCUGGCCGGCUUGUCUCAGCCGCAACGAUCCUCUGCCUCGAAGCCUCCGCAUAUGACCAGGACCCUCGGCGCUCCCUCCUCGACCUGCUGUCCAAGCUUCGCCGAUGCGGUUGCUCCUUUCCAUAGUUAGCCGCUGCGACGCAAUGGGUUGAUGCUGCUCUCCCCCUUCAGCUUCUUGCAUGUCCCGUUUUUCCAUGUCCACCCUCUGAGGAGUAGGAGUAUUGAAUGUCCACUGGCUCCUAAGAACAUUCUUCACUGCCAUCGCUGCCAGUUGGUGAACUACUAUGUUGCCUUUCUUUGGAGUCCAGGUAGCUCCCACAGCUGGCGCCUCUUCCAGCAGUUGCAGAAUGUCUCUGAGGAUUGCGUCCACUUUCGCUAUAGGCGUUCUAGCCUUAACGGCUUGGACCAAAGUGCCGAAGUUGUGAUAAAUUUUGAUGUUGUCCCAGUGACGAUCUUACCCCGCCAGUUCCUAACAACGACUGCUGAGGCUGCCUUGCCUGUAUCCCUAUGGAAAGCCGCGUCAGUAUUGACCUUCAGCCUAUCUUGUGGCGGGGGUCUCCAGAUCUUUCAGCUGUUUAAACGCUCAGGCUGAUAAAGUUUGGGGAUGGUUAGAGGUAUGUUGUAGAUAUUGAGGUUGAAUAGAACUCUCUUUUGGAGAAGAACCCGAAGUUCUUGAACGAUUCUCCUAUUGAGAGAGGAAAGCUCCCAAGUGCAGAGCUCCACUUUUAAGUGUACCUAUGUUUUUGUUUAGUUUAAUAGCUUGUUAUAUGUACCAAAAAUGUUAACAUCCUCUAGUUUAUUGUUUAGCCCAUCUCAAUGUGCUUUGUGUAGGUUACAAACGAAAUUAACCUUCAGCGUGUUGACAAAACCGUAACCUUAAUGGGCCACUUGAUAAGCCGUAUUACUUAGGGUUCUUAGAAAUGGUAGGUUUAUUACAAAAAGGAUUUGCUAUCCUCUGUUUUAAGAAUAUUGAUUAAACAUACUAUAAUUUUUUUUUA